ACUCGGGAUACGAUGUAGUUUACGCGCAACAGGAGCAGGCAGGCUCGGAGGCGCACGAGGCAUUCGACGCACCUGAACCUGAACUGAUCAGCAUUAUGGUUCGUCAGAAAAAAGUCAACAUGGUUUUUCAGCUGUUCUUUAGAGAUGCCACGAACGUUUUCGAAUGUUUCGCAGUUUUGGACUGUGUGCUGUGCUGCUGAUGGUAUUGGAGUGCAUCAGUCCGGGUCUGCCUUCUCCGCUGUGGCCCAUCUGUGACCUGCGCGCCCUCGACCACUUCAUCAAGAAGGCACAGGAGGCCGAGGUAGCCAUGAGGAGCUGUAAGGAGGAGUGUAGCCUAGCUGAGCCUCUCACGGUUCCCCAGCCCAGCGUGGACUUCGAUGCCUGGAGGAAGAAAACGUCUGAGCAGCAGGCUCAGGAGGUGCAGUCGGGGCUGUUCCUGCUGAGCCAGGCCAUGCGCUCCCUGAGGUCCUCCGUCAGCAGCAACGCGGCGCUGCACGCGCACAUAGACAACAACCUGGGCAACAUCAUCAGCAUCGGGCAGGUGCUGCGCAGCCUCAGCCUACCGGAGUACUCCCCAUCCGACGGAGGCACCACCAGCACCCAGCGCGUGACAUCGGCCUCGGCACUCUUCCAGGUUCACUUCAACUUCCUACGGGGGAAGGUUCGACUCCUGAUCUCCCACGCGCCCGCCUGCCAACAAGCUAUCAGCUGAUUGGGUGGCAACAUGGACAUGGGCCAAGCUGAUUGGAGCAGGGGUGGUGCGUGAGGGGAACCAAGGAUGUUAUGGGAUGUACAGCACAG
Molecule: messenger RNA, 801 nt
Organism: Engraulis encrasicolus (European anchovy)
Lineage: Eukaryota; Metazoa; Chordata; Actinopteri; Clupeiformes; Engraulidae
Gene: epoa
Product: erythropoietin a
Exons: 5
Coding region: 164-712 (182 amino acids)
Biological process (GO): nucleate erythrocyte development
Cellular component (GO): extracellular region
Molecular function (GO): hormone activity; erythropoietin receptor binding; cytokine activity
Source: RefSeq, a predicted model, not a curated record